UAAUGUAUUUGUUUCUUUUAUUUCUGUGAUAUAUUUUAACAACUUUAUCAUAAGCUUAGGACUGAAUUAUAGUUUAUGCAUAGUAUAUUUCCCUAAAAUAAGGACAUUAAGCAGAUUCAUUUGUACUUUUCUUCCCGCAUUAUAUAUUGUUAAGUCUCUACAAUAAUGUCAAGAUACAAUGUCAUGUCUUCAAAUCCUUCCACAAGGAAUUCCAUCUUAUGGUUAAAUGAUAAUAAGAACCUGCCAGUAAAGAAGGAAUUAUGUUCAGGGUUUGCCAAUAAACAUGAAACCUAUAGAUAUAACGACAUGAUGGUGGGUGGAUUUUAUUUAGCUAUUGCCUGUAUAAUCAGUGCUACUGCAGCAGUUAAAGAGUAUCCAUAUGAAACAGAUGAAAGUGAAAAUAUGGGUUUGUAUGAUGCUUUGAAUAUGCUGACCGACCUUCAGUCCCUCAUCGAGACUGAACUUGAUAAGAAGAGUGGUGGAUAUCAGAUCAAGAAGAACACUGAGGAUUAUGAGGAUGAUGAAGAACUAUUGGAAGACCAGGACCGUGCUAGACAUCAAUAUGGAAAUAGGCAGCCGAUUACCAUGAAGAGGGCCAGUUUAGAUUCCGCUUGCUCUUGCAAUCCCAGAACCUCACGAGACAACAAGCCAAAUAUCAUGAAGCUCCUUGGGAAGCAGUUUCAAGAGCGUCUUAGCAAGCUGAGGGAGAAAGAAGAGUCUCCUAGCUUCUACAAUAAUAUGCUUUUCAGACCAUCCUCGGCUAAAACUGAGCAUUUGAUCAACUCAGUCGGGAAGUGAUUCAAAAACAAAAGAUAUGUAACCCUGCUUACUGACAAAAAAUAGUUCCUUUUCUGUUUCUCCUGUUUCCAACAUAUUUGAUACUAGCUGCACCCUCUGUUUCUCCUGUUUCCAAUAUAUUUGAUACUAGCUGCACCUGUUUGUAUAGUUAUAAAAACAAUAUAAUAAGAUAUUAUUCUGCAAUCAAAAGAA
Eurytemora carolleeae is the source of this 990-nucleotide messenger RNA. RefSeq lists its product as uncharacterized. Bases 166 to 798 code for a protein of 210 amino acids. NCBI's taxonomy places the organism in Eukaryota, Metazoa, Arthropoda, Copepoda, Calanoida, Temoridae. The transcript has 8 exons. The record is from RefSeq and is a predicted model, not a curated record.